Messenger RNA from Oppiella nova, 426 nucleotides. The record is from the annotation of a GenBank genome assembly. NCBI's taxonomy places the organism in Eukaryota, Metazoa, Arthropoda, Arachnida, Sarcoptiformes, Oppiidae.
UUGUCCCGACAAAUAAGGAAAGGAGAGGUACCGUCCUAUUCAGACGAAGACUUUCCCGAUGAAUAUAAUAAUAAAAUUGACAGAAAUUUUUUUGAAGGAAUUCUGAUAUUUCCGGGAACUAAAUGGUGUGGCUCUGGAAAUAUUGCUGAACAUGAGAAUGACUAUGGAUCUGAAAAGGAUACGGACCAAUGUUGUCGUCAACACGACCAUUGUUUCGACUCAAUCGAGAGCGGAGGCACUAAAUAUAAUCUCAAGAAUAAAGCCAUUCAUACAAAGAGUCAUUGCUACUGUGAUCAAGAAUUUACAGAUUGCUUGAAAACUGUGGACAAAACAGUAUCGAAAAGUAUAGCAAAACUUUACUUCAAUUUAAUUCAAGUGCAAUGUUUUAAGAGAGAUCACCCGAUCGUUGACUGUUUGGAAUAUAAA